Messenger RNA from Adineta ricciae, 771 nucleotides. NCBI's taxonomy places the organism in Eukaryota, Metazoa, Rotifera, Eurotatoria, Adinetida, Adinetidae. The record is from the annotation of a GenBank genome assembly.
AUGAAACAAUUCUUUAUGGUAUUUUUAAUUAUCAUGUUGAAUAUAAAGAAGAAUGAAUUGAAAUGUCUUCAAGCUUGGAAUGGAAGUGGAACAGGUGCAUGGUAUCGUGUAGAUACAAUUUGUAAUUCUUCAUUUAUCUCAACAGAACUCGUCAAUUGUUUACCAACGAUUAUUUUACCUUCAAAUUUAACAGCGUUUAGUGAUGGAUUUUAUAUCAGUUUAGGAGUUUUCAAUCGUUUCAAUGGAGUUUCGCUUGAUAUUGGUUUAACAUUCGAUUUGGGGAAAAAUCGUUGGUUUUCUUACGGAAAUGAUCGACUGGGAUGGAAGUCCGGAAGUAUUUCAAUUGAUUCCAAUGAAAAUCGUUGUAUUAAUGUUUCUUUAAGUAUUUUUAACGAUUAUAUUCAUUAUAUUAUUCGAAACUCGAAUGGUUCAAUUGUUUUAGGUGAAGAUAAAUUUUAUUCAUUUCAAAUUGAUCCUCUAUUGAAUUUAACAAAAAAUAAUUCUGAUUCAUUUGGAUUUUAUCGUUUUGAUAGUAUUGCUCAAAGUAAAGAAACAUUGAAAAGUGGUUCUCAACUUAUUCAUGCGCAAAUGUUCAAUUGGACGCUAAAGUUUUCUUCAGGAGAAAUUCUUCCAGCUAAUGAAUAUAAUAUUGCUAAGAAUAUUAGUGGUUAUUCACCAGGUAUAUGUUGUUCUAAUCAAGAAAUAAAAACGAUUGAAAUUCAUCAACAAAUCAAAUGGAAUCAAUCGGAUAUAUCGAUUCGAUAUAUUUAA